Linum tenue is the source of this 2237-nucleotide messenger RNA. The record is from the annotation of a GenBank genome assembly. NCBI's taxonomy places the organism in Eukaryota, Viridiplantae, Streptophyta, Magnoliopsida, Malpighiales, Linaceae.
UUGAGAUUCGUCGGAAUCCUGUGCAAAUAUGGCGCGCGAAAUCAGUCACCCAAACAUUUUCCCCCGCAAAAAUUAAUAAAUUUGGGACUCCAUUCUUUCCUCCAUCUCUGUAAGCUCCCGUUUUCGUUACCUUGCCGAGAAAGGGCAGCCGAAAAUUCCCAAAUCCCUGAUGGGAGGAAACCUCUGAGGUCUCUUUCUCUCAAAGAAGAACAACAAUGGCGCCUCUGUUACCUUCCUCUGUUUUUGCAUCCCUUCUACUGCUCAUCCUGCUUUGCGUUUCUCCUUCUGCAAUUCAUGCCGGCGGCGACCGCAUCCCUUCAACUCUGGACGGCCCAUUUGAGCCCGUCACGGUUCCCUUCGACCUCAGCUUGCGCGGCAACGCUGUUGAUUUGCCCGACACGGAUCCUCGCGUCGUGCGCCGGGUCAAUGGGUUCGAACCGGAGCAGAUAUCGGUUUCGCUUUCCGCGAACCACGAUUCUGUCUGGAUCUCUUGGGUUACAGGUAGUUUUCAAAUUUGGGGGGAAUUUUGGUUUGCAUUUUAUUGGGUUUCAGGGGAGUUUCAAAUUGGGUACAACAUAAAGCCAUUGGACCCAACAACUGUUGGCAGCAUCGUGCGAUAUGGGAAGCAUCGAUAUCCAUUGAGACACGAAGCCAAGGGCAAAUCACUCGUUUACAGUCAGCUUUAUCCGUUUGAAGGCCUCCAGAAUUACACCUCCGGAAUCAUCCACCAUGCCCGCCUUACAGGGUUGAGGCCUGACACGAUGUAUUACUAUAGGUGUGGGGAUCCAUCAAUUGGGGCCAUGAGCGAUAUCUACAGUUUCAGGACAAUGCCAGCUUCUGGUCCAAAAAGUUACCCUAGGAAGAUUGCAAUAUUUGGGGAUCUUGGCCUUACGUACAACACAACUGCCACGAUAAGUCACGUUAAGAGCAACAACCCUGACCUUGUUGUGCUGGUUGGCGAUGUGUGCUAUGCAAAUCUCUACCUUACAAACGGAACGGGCGCUGACUGCUACUCUUGCUCUUUCUCCAAUACUCCCAUCCAUGAGACUUACCAGCCUCGUUGGGAUUACUGGGGACGGUUUAUGCAGGACUUAAUUGCUAAAGUUCCAAUAAUGGUGGUGGAAGGAAACCAUGAAAUAGAGCCACAGGUUGGGGGCCAAACAUUUGUGUCCUACAGUUCGCGGUUUGCAUUCCCUUCCGAAGAGAGUGGAUCACGAUCCACCUUCUACUACUCAUUCAACGCUGGUGGAAUCCAUUUCGUCAUGCUUGGAGCAUACAUCUCCUAUGAUCAUUCAUCCGAGCAGUAUAGGUGGCUGGAGAGGGAUCUGGCCAAUGUGGACAGAUCGAUCACUCCGUGGCUGGUUGCUGUGUGGCAUCCGCCUUGGUACAAUUCAUAUAAUGCCCAUUACAGAGAGGUUGAGUGCAUGCGGGUGGAAAUGGAAGAACUUAUCUACUCAUAUGGUGUCGACAUAGUCUUCAAUGGACAUGUUCAUGCCUAUGAGAGAUCGAAUAGAGUGUACAACUACACACUGGAUCCUUGUGGCCCUGUGUACAUCACGGUUGGUGAUGGCGGCAAUAGGGAAAAGAUGGCUGUUGAACAUGCUGAUGAACCUGGUGAGUGUCCCGAACCAUCAACUACAGCUGAUGAAUACAUGGGUGGAUUCUGUGCAGCAAACUUUACAACUGGCCCAGCAGCUGGCAACUUCUGCUGGGAUCGACAGCCAGAUUUCAGCGCCUUCAGGGAGAGUAGCUUUGGCCAUGGAAUUCUCGAGGUAAAGAAUGAAACUUGGGCGCUAUGGAAAUGGCACCGAAACCAGGACGCGGUGAGCGAAGUAGGGGACCAGAUCUACAUAGUGAGGCAGCCUGAGAGAUGUCUUCGCACUGCCCCCCAAACUAGGCAAUGGAUCGCGGACCUUUAAGAUGGACCAGUGCUUCUUCCAGACUGAACUGAGAGAGUUAUUACAGGCAAGAGUUGACAUUCAGGGUCUGUUAUGGCAUGGGUAGAACAGAAUGAAUAGUUUAGACGAGGGGAAAGCACUUAGUUCCGUUUUAAGUGGAUCCUUCCCCAUUCCUAGAAGCUAGAACUGCCUUGACUUCUUAUUAUUGUUACAAAGUGAAAGUACGAAAUGAGAUAUGCAAUCGCCAUCGCCAUCGCCAUCGGUCAAUUUGAUUUACCAUUGUUGCUUAGGUCUUGGGAUGACGCAUUUUGUCUUGGGUCAUGCAAAAAAAAAAAAAAA